AUGGGCCGAUCUAUGCUUCCAAUUUUAAUACUAACAACUUUAGCACUCACGUCGAGUGAUGUUCUUCCAAUUGUAAUAAAUGAAAAAAUAAAUACAGAACCAUUUAGCAUUGACAACCAAGAAAACGACAAUAUAUUUAGUAAUAGAUAUCAAACCAGUAAAAUAAAUAGCGAUAUAUUUUUUAACAACGGAGCAUCGCGGGAUAAUUAUAUACCUCUCCCAUCUAUAAAGGAAAUGAUAGAAGAAAUGUACGCUGGCAAAGACAAUAAUCAAAAUAUAAAAGAGAAUGAAGAAAGUAUCAACAAAGAAGAAAACUAUGACGAUAAAGGAUAUCGAAAAGAACAAUGGCAUAACUACCCUAGACAGUUGGAUCGCCUUCAAAAUUAUCAGUACAAACGUAACAAAUUCGAUGAAGCUCCAAAAGCUGAAAAUAACGAUGCAGACACAAUUAAUAGUAACACUGACGAUUUCGCAGCCAACGAAUUGAGCCUAGAUAGUACUGAUGGCAGUCGUAAUGUAUAUGAUGAUAUUGUAGCCGCGACUAACCCCUUUUUAGUUCUUAAAGUACAAUUAUCAUUCUUACGGAACGAUAUGAACAGAAACGACUUAAAUGAAUACUCUAAUUUGCUGUCAUUACUAUCUGAAACCAAUCAGAAAUCAAAAGAAAAAGAAAAUAAAUCGUUUUUGAAAGUUUUUGAACCCGCAGUUAACGUGAAGGUUAAGAGAGAAAAACCUAUCAAGAUUCGAGAUAAUGAAAUUUCAGACGAAGAUUCAUUUGCCUCUGAUAUAGGAACUACGUCGGACAGGAAGAAGACGGUGAAAAAGCGACUGUUUUCACUUUGGAGCCGCCUGCAGAGUUUAUCUCACAGAGGUCACGAGCUUCACCAUCGUCGACAUUUGCACGCACUCUACGGUUUACCUGAUAAUAAUGGAAACAAGAUAGUGACCGCUCAAACGAGGGCCAUCUUCGGGCGACCGCCAGGCUCGCCACUACGUUGGGGAUAA
Molecule: messenger RNA, 1005 nt
Organism: Parnassius mnemosyne (clouded apollo)
Lineage: Eukaryota; Metazoa; Arthropoda; Insecta; Lepidoptera; Papilionidae
Source: the annotation of a GenBank genome assembly